This is a messenger RNA of Coffea eugenioides, 2378 nucleotides long. RefSeq lists its product as uncharacterized. The record is from RefSeq and is a predicted model, not a curated record. Gene Ontology annotation, molecular function: monooxygenase activity; heme binding; oxidoreductase activity, acting on paired donors, with incorporation or reduction of molecular oxygen. Bases 123 to 2237 code for a protein of 704 amino acids. The transcript has 8 exons. NCBI's taxonomy places the organism in Eukaryota, Viridiplantae, Streptophyta, Magnoliopsida, Gentianales, Rubiaceae.
CACGGCAGCCCCACUUCCAACCCCCACUCUCUCUUGUCAUUGCUCUGCUACUAGUACUGCCUUCUUGUAUUUUCGACUUUAUCAAGGCUCGCAGAAUUCUCAUCAUACGUACAAUUCUCCUAAUGGCUGCUGCUGCAAGUCUUCCUCUGCUUCAAUUCUCAGCUCACUCCCUGCAACCCAAACUCCCAACUAACAAGAAAUUCAGACCCACAUUUGUGGACCCUUUAUCUCCACCUGCGUCAUCUUCAAAGUCAAAUGGGAGCUGUAGAAAUUUUGCUGUGAUUAGGUGCGCUUAUGACUCGAAUGGGGAUGGAAGAGGGCCUGGUAGUGGAGGUGGAGGUGUGGAGGACGGCGCCAAGAGUGUGGAGAAGAUUAUUGAAGAGAAAAGGCGAGCUGAAUUGUCUGCCCGUAUUGCUGCUGGCGAGUUUACAGUUGAGAAAUCCGGAUUUCCGUCAGUGCUCAAGAAUUCUUUACUGAAAUUGGGGGUGCCUAAAGAUAUUCUUGAGUUUUUGUUCGGGAAGAUAGGUGCUGCGGAUGAUUAUCCAAAGAUUCCAGAGGCAAAAGGAUCGGUUAGUGCAAUCCGGAGUGAGGCCUUCUUCAUUCCUCUCUAUGAGCUUUACCUCACUUAUGGCGGGAUUUUUAGGUUGACCUUUGGUCCCAAGUCCUUUUUAAUUGUUUCAGAUCCAUCAAUUGCCAAACAUAUUCUGAAGGACAAUUCAAAAGCUUAUUCAAAGGGCGUCCUUCACGAGGCACCGUCGUCGUUUUUCAUGCCGUGGUGUGCAUCGUGCCAAGCCUUGCCCAAUGCAGGGCAACGGCCGUCUGCCCAUGUUGCCUUAGCCAAUGUCGCUAGUUAUGCCUGCACUGAGAAGCUCAUGAAUAAAUUCUUGCCAAUGCCAGCAUCAUCUCCGGAGUUGGAGAUUGAAACUGGGCUUUUGGAUAAAGCAGAAAAAGAAGAGUCAGAGUUUGGUGGAGAAUUUCUUCCGGAAGAAGAGUUGGAAAAGCAAAUAGCUGAUACAAAAGAAGUUGAAAUGAGAACUGAAUCUGGGGAGGAUGGAAAGAAAGAGCAGCACGUAGAGGGGCAUGAAGAGCCCAAGGAACAAAAACUUUACAAAGAUGAAAGUUUUAAAGAGAAGGGGUAUGAAGAAGAUGUUGGUGAAUACUUGGAAGGGGAGGAUGACCGGUCGCUUGGAGGGCAAUUUGUUAAAAUUUUAGGUGUGGAGAAAGUGGACAAAGAACCUUUGAUUGAAGAACGAAAAGAUGAGAAGCCAUCAGCUGAGAUAAAGAGAGUCGUGGUUGUAACGGUGCCAGAGAAGAAAAAUGCUGACGAUGUUACAAAGACAGAUGAAGUAGUUAUAAUCGCUAGAGGAACUAGGACUGAGAUUAAAAAUGUGGAAAUGGUGACCAGAAAUGAUGAAGACAAGGCAUUAAGGCAGGGAACUACAGGUGAUCUGGAAAAGAUUAGGGAUAAGGGUGACAUUGGUGAAUCUGUCAAGAAGAAUAAGAAGAAGAACAAGCAUCACGGGAAGAAAUCGCAUGGAGUUGGAGGGAAAAAAGAACACAAUCACAGGAAAACUACAAAAGAGAUGAAUGAAAAAUUAAACAAACAAUUCAGUGAGAAAGGAGAGAAGACAAUUGCAGAUGCUAAAAGGGGAAGCGCAGAAGCAACAGGUGAAGGUUCAACUACAGAAAAGGUAGAUGUAGAUGAUAGAAGCAGUGUCUUGGCAUCUCACAGGCUGAUUGGCGAUCAAGGAACAUUAACCAAUGGCAACCGUGCUGCAGAAAGCUGCAAAACUGUGGGGGUGGAACUGAAACCUGGAGCAGUUACUCAAGGAAGCGGAGUGGACUCUAAUGUUUCUGAUGAAAAGGAGGUCAAUGCAAUUGAAUCAAAUACAGAAACGAGGGAAACUGCUAUAGUUUGGUCUCCAGAGAAGGGUGCUAAAGAAAAAAACUUGGAUUUUGUGGAGAAUCAAGUGCAGGUGUUUCCCAAAUCCAGGGGGGAGGCUCCAAUUUCUUCGAAUGAGAUUUCUGCCAGGGAGGGGAAGAUGUGGGAGCAGAUAAAUGCAAUGCGAAUGAUAGUUGGAUACAAAGCAGCCCCUCAGUCAUCCUGCAUGGAGGAACUGAAGGCUUUAUACAUCUUCACUGGGGUUGAACCACCAUCAUCUUUUGACAAGCCCUGUGACCUCAGAGAAGCUGAGGAUAAACUUCACUUUCUCAUGUCUAUUGUAGGAGUCAAGUAGAAUCCUCUACUGCUGUAGUGUUCCUGGAGAGUUUUUGUGGUUUCUUUCUUCUCGUGAUUUGUACCUUUUUUUUUUCCUUUCUUUUGAGUCACUGAACUUUUGUUUGUUCAUGCUGGAUGAUAAAUUUAUUUCAACAUAUAU